AUGGCUUCCCCAGAAAAGGAGAAGAAGACGAAGCCUUCACCUCCCGAUGAUUUGUCAUUGAGCUGCUUUGCACGCAUCUCAAGAUUGUACCAUCCAACUCUCUCCCUUGUCUCCAAGAGUUUUUCUUCUUUCCUUGCUUCACCGGAGCUAUACAAGACCCGAUCACUCUUGGGCUGCACCAAGACUUGUCUCUACGUUUGCUUUCAGUCCGCUACUAAAUGUAGUUGGUUCACCCUCUGCCGCAAGCCUGACCAAACCACCCAAGCCAAAUCAAAUGGGUACGUUUUAGCUCCAGCCUCCACUCUCCAUACUCCGCAUGCGAUGCCAAUGUCCUCGGGUAUUGUAGCGGUUGGUUCUGAUAUCUACAACAUCGGAUCUUCCUCCUCCUCUACAGUCUUGAUUCUUGAUUGUCGGUCUCACACGUGGCACGAGGGUCCAAGCUUGCGUGUCAAGCUACAUACACUCUCUGCUAGCGCUGUUGAUCGAAAGAUAUAUGUAGCAGGAGUCCAAUUCUACGCUUUGAAGAACUCAUUCGAGGUGUUGGACACUCUAAAACCACAAGUUGUUUGGGAUGAUCAUGUGCCGCCCAUCAGCGAGACGACAACAUGA
Messenger RNA from Brassica oleracea var. oleracea, 609 nucleotides. Its product is annotated as F-box/kelch-repeat protein At5g51250-like. Gene Ontology annotation, molecular function: protein binding. The record is from RefSeq and is a predicted model, not a curated record. Bases 1 to 609 code for a protein of 202 amino acids. The transcript has a single exon. NCBI's taxonomy places the organism in Eukaryota, Viridiplantae, Streptophyta, Magnoliopsida, Brassicales, Brassicaceae.